UUCGCCAUGUUCCGGUCCCGAAGUUGAACUUGACCAUGGUUGACGAUAAAAAGGCAGGAGCUCCCAAGAAGGGAGCCAAGAAAGUCAUCAAAAAGACGCCGCCCAAGAGCGGCAAGAAGAGGAAGAAGGCCAGGAAGGAGAGUUACUCCAUCUACAUCUACAAGGUGAUGAAGCAGGUCCACCCGGACACCGGCAUCUCCUCCCGGGCCAUGAGCAUCAUGAACUCGUUCGUCAACGACAUCUUCGAGCGCAUCGCGGGCGAGGCUUCCCGCCUGGCCCACUACAACAAGCGGCAGACCAUCAGCUCCCGGGAGAUCCAGACCGCCGUGCGCCUGCUGCUGCCCGGGGAGCUGGCCAAGCACGCCGUGUCGGAGGGCACCAAGGCGGUGACAAAGUACACCAGUUCCAAGUAGAGACCUACAAAGCCAUGAAAGAAAGAACUAAUCAGAAACCGACCCAAAACUCAAACGGCUCUUAUAAGAGCCACCCACGUUUUCUCUACCAGAGCUACAACUUUGACAUAGGGUCGGUUCGC
Carcharodon carcharias (great white shark) is the source of this 535-nucleotide messenger RNA. Its product is annotated as late histone H2B.L4-like. The transcript has a single exon. Bases 36 to 413 code for a protein of 125 amino acids. Gene Ontology annotation, molecular function: protein heterodimerization activity; DNA binding; structural constituent of chromatin. Lineage: Eukaryota; Metazoa; Chordata; Chondrichthyes; Lamniformes; Lamnidae. Gene Ontology annotation, cellular component: nucleosome. The record is from RefSeq and is a predicted model, not a curated record.